GUCAAGUAUCAGAAUACUUCUGAAUACAAUAAAUUUUUAACACAACAAAAAUUAAAAAAAAUAAACAAUAAUUUAAGUUAAAUUAAAAUGGCUACAUUAAAUUUAUUAAAUCUAAAUGUUGAUACACUAUUCGAGCAACAUAGUGUUAUUGAAAUUGAUACUGUGCACAAGAAAAUUCAGGAAGUGGUGGAAAAUAAAAGGGAAGAAUUACGAACAAUGGUGGGGGAACGUUAUCGGGAUUUGCUUAAGGCUGCUGAUACAAUUGCCGCUAUGCAGGAGUCUACUAAAGCAUUAAUCACACAAGUUGACAACAUCAAUGGCAAUUGCAAGAAUCUGAAUGAACAACAAUUAUUGGGUUUUAAAACGGAAACAGACAGUGCCGGCGAACUAAAGACGAGAAAUGCUAAUAAACAAUUGAAUAACUAUUUUAGCACCAUGAUACAAAUCAAAUUGUUGACAUCAUUGCCUGAAUUGAUAUGGUCGCAAUUGGAUCAUGAACAUUACUAUGCUGCAACAGAGCUAUUUAUAUUUAGUCGUCAUAUUAGUACCGGCUUGCAAUUGGAUUCGAAUAAUCCUGUUAUGCUAAAGUUACCAGUAGCAAAAAAGCAAUGGGAAAUUAUAAAACCAUUUCAUAUGACUAUUAAACACAAGGUAAUGGUUGCCUUAGAAAGAGAAAAUUUGGGCCCAGAUCUCACCGUUGAUUGUAUACUAUCGCUUUUGCAAUUGGAGCGUUGUACAUUGGAAAGUGCUUUGAAGACAUUUCUCAACUUAAGAUGUACAGCUUUUCUCAAUUGUUUAAAUGCCGAUGGCGGUAGGGUAAAAGAGAGAAUUCUAUCCAGUUUGAGAGUACUUAACGAUAGUUUGGAUAUGGUGGCAAAAUGUUUUUUGGAUAAAAGCCCCUUAUUUACGAAGCUAGCGGAAUAUUCUGACCCAAAUGCUCCACCUACCAUUGUGCGCAUGGAUAGUGGUGAUGUACAAUUUGCUCAUCUAUUACCUGAUAUUAUAUUAAAUUACAAGCCCAAAUUUGAUGCAGUUACACUUAACAAUGAAGCUGUCCGCUUGUCCUUAGAACAAUUUCUUACAGAUACACAGCGCAUUGCCAGCAGUCAACUCAAACAACUUUUCGAUUUGGUUACACAAAUGAAUUCAAUACAGGAAAUAAAAACAGAAGCCAACAAUUUAAGAAAACAACUCAAUUUAAAUACUUUGACAGCUAAGUUCCAAUUAACACAACCGCUGGACUUCUAUGAAUUGCGUUAUGUACCCUUAAUAAAUCAACGUGUGCGUAAUAUUAUAAAUGACAGCUGGUCAAAGACAAUAAAUGAAACCUCUACAAAUCUAGAGAGUUAUUUAAGACAACCAGAAAUAUUAAAUAACAAAAAUUAUUCGUUGUGGCAAGAAUUUCCCACUGAUUUACCAAAUAGUUUGGAUCAUGCUUUGAAUGACGAUUCAAAAAUUAAAAAAUUGCUUAUGAAAUCAAAGGGUUAUAAUGAUCAAAUUAUAGGAAUUACGACAAAAUUUGACGAAAAUUUAGCAGGUAUUAUAAAAGAAAUGAAUAUUUUCUUAGAAGAGCCAACAGCAAAGCUAGAAGAUAAGCAGGCUUUAGUGGAAUUUCUCAAAGAUACUGCCCAGCAGCAUAUUACGGAAUUCAUAGCAAAAGUCAAGAGUUUACAACUGGACAUCACAGAUCGUCAAUCUUUGCUGUUCGUGGCACGAUGCUGUUGUGCUUUGAUAGAACUUUGUCCGCAUUUGAAAAUGUGUUUCUGCCAAUCUUCCAAUUGGCGUCAAUUACUUGGAACCACGGCUUCAAGUACAGCUAUGGAAUAUUGGCAACGUAUUUGUGGCUUGAUGGAGGAUGAAAUAUACCAAUUUUGGGUGCAUAUCAUUAAAAGUUUAUUGCAGGAGUUUAACUGUGGUCGUUAUUUGGCUAAAAUCGAUACAUGUAAUGUGAUUUUGGAAGACUUCACACACUGGGAACUGAUUACCCUAGAUCAAAAAGACGAUCAAGAUAUGCCUGUCCAAUCAUCAUUCCGAGUGCCUACUCAACCGCGUAUUUCCUUGCAGUCCUAUUUACAGAUUCUUAUAACAUCUCUCAAAGAAAUUAUACCAGAGACUAUGCCGACAAAAGUUCUAAACACAUUCAAUCACAAACUUAUAGAUGAACUCCUAAAACACUACCAACAGCUACUAAAAGAUGAGCCCACAUUAACUCAAAAUAUUGCAUUACAACUUUAUUUCGAUAUUAAAUUCUUACAGAGUUCCUUCAAUAUAACCAGAGAACAAAAGGAACAUAUUACUACAUUACAAAACGCAUACAAAGAACUUAUAGAUCCAUUCGAUUUCGAAUUGUUUUCAUCGCAAUUAAUGGCAAACAUUAAAAGGUCUGUUUUGCGUUCAAAUUGCCUAUUGGGUGUAUUGACACCACUGAAUGUGCAAACAUCGCAAACUGGCGCAGUAGUGCAAGAAAAGGAUCCGAAUGUGUUAAGUUUGUGCUCUAGUGGCUCUACAUCUCUUUGGUUUCCACUUUUGCCCGUAGUUACAAAUACAACAAAUAUGGUGACAUCUACUUCAUCUUCUUUUGAAAUUAAAAAGACUUCUUUGAAUGAAUCACCCAAGGAUUAUUUAUUUGAAACAUAAAACUUGACAUAUUUGCAACUAUAUUUUUGGACAACUCCUACACGAAAAUCAACAUCGACACGUAAGAGUGAUACGAAAGCGAAAUCUGGAGCAGCAUCAUUCUUUGGCGCCAUGUCCCAAGAAUGGUUUCGAUAAAAUAAUUAUUAACAACGAUACAAACUACAUACAUACAUACUUUUUUAUUACAGCAAGUAUUUUAAUAUUUCCGUAUACUAUACAUACAAACAUACUUAUAAAAAUAAAAAUACAAAUGUGCAAUUGUUAUAAGAAAAUCUUAAAAAAAAAAUAUUUUCAUAAUUUAUUUAAUUGUUUCUGUCUCUACUUUUAUAAAGUAUUAUUAACAUAUUUUAAUGGUUUAAAAAUUAUUAUAAAAUAAAAAAAACAACAUUAUUAAACAUAAAUAAA
This is a messenger RNA of Calliphora vicina (urban bluebottle blowfly), 3042 nucleotides long. It is a transcript of the gene Cog1, whose product is annotated as conserved oligomeric Golgi complex subunit 1. Gene Ontology annotation, cellular component: Golgi apparatus; COG complex. Lineage: Eukaryota; Metazoa; Arthropoda; Insecta; Diptera; Calliphoridae. Gene Ontology annotation, biological process: intra-Golgi vesicle-mediated transport. The record is from RefSeq and is a predicted model, not a curated record. The coding region runs from base 88 to 2637 and encodes 849 amino acids. The transcript has 6 exons.